AGGAGCGAGCAUAUAUCAUCGCUAAAGUCUAAAACCCUAGUAGAGAAACCCUCCUUUUUUUGUUGCAGCCUUGAAUUCUCAAUCUAUAUCCCUUAUCCUCCUUUCGACAAAUCAAGAAACCAGAAAAAGAUGAGGCCUUUGGACGAGAAAGAGAUGGGUGAAGUUUUCAAGAAACUGAUGUUGUUCACAGGAAACAACCUCAAAAACAUCAUUGAAAGCCCAUCACAUGAAGGACCAGACCCGAACCCAGGUCGGUACUGCUUCAGGCUCCACAAAAACAAGGUAUUUUACAUCAGUGAAUCAAUUGUGAAGCGAGCAACAAACAUUGGCCGCAAAAAUUUGGUAUCUUUAGGUACCUGUAUUGGGAAAUUCACUCAUAGGGGUGAUUUUAGAUUGACUACACAGUCACUGAAUUUAUUGGCUGCAAAUGCUAAAAAUAAAGUUUGGUUGAAGCCCACUUCAGAGAUGUCUUUUUUGUAUGGGAAUCAUGUGUUAAAAGGCGGAUUAGGGAAGAUUACUGAUAGUAUCAAUCAAAAUGAUGGGGUUGUCGUGUUUUCUAUGAGUGAUGUGCCUUUGGGGUUUGGAACCGCCGCCAGGUCGACACAGGAUUGUAGGAAGUGUGAUCCUAAUGGGAUUGUUGUGCAUCACUACUCUGAUAUUGGUGAGUAUUUGAGAGAUGAAGAUGAUCUUUGAGAAUCAUUUUACAGCCUUUUGGGAUUAUAGGCCGCUGCUGCUGCUGCUGUUCUUGGUGUUGGUUUAAGAUAAUUAUGGGAGUGAUUUAAGUUAGAACUUGUUAAAUUUGGAUUAGUACGGGGUUUCUUCUUGUUAUUUUGUUUGCGAAUGUUAAUGAAAUUAAAGGUUUUCUUU
Populus nigra (black poplar) is the source of this 867-nucleotide messenger RNA. RefSeq lists its product as uncharacterized. Gene Ontology annotation, biological process: ribosome assembly; ribosomal large subunit biogenesis. Gene Ontology annotation, molecular function: RNA binding. The transcript has a single exon. The record is from RefSeq and is a predicted model, not a curated record. Bases 130 to 693 code for a protein of 187 amino acids. Gene Ontology annotation, cellular component: nucleolus; preribosome, large subunit precursor; nucleus. NCBI's taxonomy places the organism in Eukaryota, Viridiplantae, Streptophyta, Magnoliopsida, Malpighiales, Salicaceae.